Molecule: messenger RNA, 999 nt
Organism: Engraulis encrasicolus (European anchovy)
Lineage: Eukaryota; Metazoa; Chordata; Actinopteri; Clupeiformes; Engraulidae
Product: C-type mannose receptor 2-like
Exons: 5
Coding region: 1-999 (332 amino acids)
Source: RefSeq, a predicted model, not a curated record
AUGAUCAAGAAUGAACAGUUCCAUGUGGUGAAAGAGGAGAAGACCUGGACAGAUGCCCAGCAGUACUGCAGAGAGAAGUUCACUGACCUGGCCACCAUACACAACUUGACAGACAUGGAGGAGAUCAAGAGAGUGAUCAAAGAUGCAGGUAUUGGGAUUGAGUGGGGGGUUUGGAUCGGGCUGAAGAAUGGAGAGUGGCAGUGGUCUCUGGCUGAUGAGGCUAAGUUCCGGAACUGGGAUACAGAUGAUGAACAGCCCGAUGGCAGAGAAGGGCUAAACUCCACACAGCCCUAUGUGCUGGUUGAAGAGGAGAAGACCUGGCCAGAUGCUCAGAGAUACUGCAGAGACCACUACACAGACCUGGCCAGCGUGAGGAACCAGGCAGAGAACGACAACAUCACAGGUCUACUUACAGGAGGAAAUGACGAUGCAUGGAUUGGUCUGUUCAGAAAUGCCUGGGAGUGGUCAGAUGGCAGCAGCUCCUCAUUUCACCACUGGAAUUCUGAGGAACCCAACAAUGACUACAGUGUGAAUGGGCUCUGUGUGGAAAUGUGGCCCUCUGGUUGGAAUGAUGUAUCCUGUCAUCAUCCUAAAUACUUUGUCUGCUAUGAAGACAAGCUGGUCCUGGUUCCUGAGAACAAGACCUGGAUGGAGGCUCUGCAGUACUGCAGACAGCACCAUGUGGACCUGGUGUCUGUGACCUCUGCGAAGACCCAGCGCUGGGUGGAGGGGUGGGCCAAAGGAGCCUCAUCUCAACAGGUGUGGCUGGGCCUGCGCUACUACCGCAGCCUUGGCUUCUGGUUCUGGAUCAAUGGAUACUCUGUCUGCUAUGACAACUUCGCCUCCAGUGGAGACAGAAUGCCGAGCUGUGACAUCGCUGUGGCAGCAGUCGGAAGAGAGACGGGCCAGUGGGAGACGUACUGCAGUGGAGACUACCGGAGGCAGGAGAGGGCGUCCAGAAGGUUUAACCAAUCAGGAGAGGGCGUCCAGAAGGUUUAA